Molecule: messenger RNA, 2812 nt
Organism: Andrographis paniculata
Lineage: Eukaryota; Viridiplantae; Streptophyta; Magnoliopsida; Lamiales; Acanthaceae
Product: DNA replication licensing factor MCM6
Exons: 14
Coding region: 112-2559 (815 amino acids)
Biological process (GO): mitotic DNA replication; double-strand break repair via break-induced replication; DNA replication initiation
Cellular component (GO): nucleus; MCM complex
Molecular function (GO): single-stranded 3'-5' DNA helicase activity; ATP binding; single-stranded DNA binding
Source: RefSeq, a predicted model, not a curated record
AUUCCCUAAACCUAAUUAGGCUUCAGAAAUCGGACAGCGCGGGACGAGUGCAUAUUGAAAUCUCUGGUGGUCGAUCAUCGUUCCUUGACAGAGUUUUGCGGAUCGAAGGCGAUGGAUAGUUAUGGCGGCGGCGGAUACUGCGUGGACGACAAGGCGGUGCGUGUGGAGAACAUUUUUCUGGAGUUCCUCAAGACCUACAGAGACGAUAAUGGCGGCUACGAGACGGAAGUGGAGGCUAUGAGGCCUAACGAAUCCAACACUAUGUUUAUUGACUUCUCCCACGUUAUGCGCUUCAACGACGUUCUGCAGAAGGCCAUUUCGGAGGAAUUUCUUCGAUUCGAGCCUUACCUGAAGAACGCUUGCAAAAGGUUUGUGAUGGAACUCAAGCCUGCUUUCAUAACCGACGACAGUCCGAACAAAGAUAUCAAUAUCUCGUUCUACAAUCUCCCCUUGAUUAAGAGACUGAGGGAGCUAACCACGACGGAGAUCGGAAAGUUAGUGUCGGUGAGCGGUGUGGUCACACGCACCAGUGAGGUUCGGCCGGAGCUUCUUCUCGGCACAUUCAAGUGCUUAGAAUGUGGAAAUGUCAUAAAAGACGUUGAACAGCAGUACAAAUACACUGAGCCAAUUAUCUGCAUGAAUGCAACGUGCCAGAAUAGAACAAAGUGGGCUUUGCUGAGACAAGAUAGCAAAUUUACAGAUUGGCAGAGGGUCCGUAUGCAGGAGACAUCCAAGGAAAUACCUCCGGGUUCGCUACCAAGAUCACUAGAUAUCAUCCUUCGCGGUGAUAUUGUUGAGCAAGCCAGGGCUGGUGACACGGUUGUGUUUACUGGCACUCUUGUUGCUUUGCCUGAUAUUAUGGCAUUGGCCUCUCCCGGGGAAAGAGCUGAAUGUCGCCGGGAAUCCUCUAGUAAGAAUUCUGCAGCUGGUCAAGAUGGUGUAAGAGGCCUUCGUGCAUUAGGUGUUAGGGACCUAUCCUAUCGGCUUGCCUUCAUUGCGAACUCUGUGCAGAUUUGUGAUGGGAGAAGGGUUGCUGAUAUUCGUAACAGGAGAGAUGAUGAAGAUGAGAGUCAGCAAGUAACACCGGAAGAGAAGGCCGAAGCCCAUCAGAUGAAGAACACACCUGACUUCUUCAAUAAGCUUGUUGAUAGCAUUGCACCCACAGUUUUUGGUCACCAAGAUAUUAAACGUGCAGUUCUUCUCAUGCUUAUGGGAGGCGUCCAUAAAAUUACACACGAAGGCAUCAACUUAAGGGGUGAUAUAAAUGUUUGUAUUGUGGGAGACCCCAGCUGUGCAAAGUCGCAAUUCCUCAAGUAUACGUCAGGUCUGAUUCCAAGAUCUGUCUAUACAUCAGGGAAAUCCUCAUCUGCUGCUGGGCUGACUGCCACUGUUGCCAAAGAACCGGAGACUGGUGAAUUUUGCAUUGAGGCUGGUGCACUGAUGCUCGCUGACAAUGGCAUAUGCUGUAUAGAUGAAUUUGAUAAGAUGGAUACAAGAGAUCAGGUUGCCAUUCAUGAAGCCAUGGAACAACAGACAAUAAGCAUAACUAAAGCUGGUAUACAGGCAACUUUAAAUGCUAGAACAUCAAUAUUAGCUGCUGCAAAUCCAACAGGUGGCAGAUAUGAUAAGACUAAACCUCUGAAGUACAACGUUGCACUUCCUCCGGCUAUUCUUUCAAGGUUUGACCUUGUAUAUGUGAUAAUUGAUGACCCGGAGGAACAAGUUGAUUACCAUAUCGCUCAUCAUAUUGUGAGAGUCCAUCAGCAGCAGGAAGAGGCACUUUCUCCUGCAUUUACAACUGCACAAUUGAAGCGUUACAUCUCGUAUGCAAAGACUCUGAAACCAAUGCUGAGCCCUGAAGCAAGGCAAUUGUUGGUCGAAUCUUAUGUGUCCCUUCGCAGAGGAGAUGCAACUCCCGGUAGCAGAGUUGCAUACCGAAUGACUGUAAGACAACUGGAGGCUCUGAUUCGGCUCUCGGAGGCACUUGCACGAAGUCAUUUAGACAAAGAGGUUCUUCCUCAUCACGUGCGACUAGCAGUGAGGUUGCUGAAGACAUCAAUAAUCAACGUGGAAUCGAGUGAGAUUGAUCUAUCAGAGUUUCAGGAAGAGAAUAACGACAACGAAAAUGAUGCUAACAAUGGCGGCAAUGACAAUGAAGAGCAUGCAUCCGGUCAAGGUGAUGCUGAUAAUUCUGCCAGCAGACAAGGAAAGAAAUUAGUGAUCAGCGACGAAUACUUUCAAAAAGUUACUCGUGCGCUCAUCAUGCGACUUAGACAACAUGAAGAGACUCUGUCACAAGAAGGGUUGUCUGGGUUGAAGCAAAGGGAUCUGAUCCAAUGGUACAUCGGGCAGCAGAAUGAGAAAAACAGUUACAGCUCCAUGGAAGAGGCAGCAGCCGAAGUCACAAAAGUAAAGGCCAUUGUAGAGAGCUUGGUACAAAGGGAAGGGUAUUUGAUCGUUGUAGACGACGGCCAGCGACCGGACGACGGAGAAAGUGCUCGGCCCUUGUCAAGAAAUGACAGGAUUUUAGCUGUGGCACCAAAUUAUGUUGUUGAUUGAUUCCAUUUCUCCUGGUGAGUUUUUAUCUUUUGCCAUUUUAUCUGUAGAUUUGAAAAUGCUGUUUUAUCUAUCUAUACGUCCUAACCAAUUUUCGGAGAAUAUAGAGAUUAGAAGUAGAACUUGGUUUUGAAUGCAUGAAAUUGGAUUUUAGGGUUCUUGAUAUUAUGAUUAGUAAAUUUGAUUGAAAUUAACCUAAUCAUUCAUUAAACAACAUUUCUUAGAGUUGGGGGGCUAAUAUGUACUCUCUCCGUCU